UGGGUGCGUUAGAUGCUGGACUCUCUCUCCGCCUGCUUUGUCGGGGAUGUACUGAAGAGAGGAGCAGCUCCCCCGGGGACUCUCUGCUGUGCACCCCUCGCCUCCCUUUGGUGCCAGUUUUAACACGGUUGCAGACUGAAGACCCCGGCCGGCGUGCUCUCUGUGUAAAGAAAACCUUUAGCCAUGGAUGUAUUCAUGAAAGGGCUUUCCAAGGCUAAAGAAGGAGUUGUGGCAGCAGCAGAAAAAACCAAACAGGGUAUGGCAGAAGCAGCAGGAAAGACGAAAGAGGGCGUUCUCUAUGUAGGUUCCAGGACUAGGGAUGGAGUUGUUCAUGGUGUCACAACAGUGGCUGAGAAAACCAAAGAACAAGUGUCUAAUGUCGGGGGAGCUGUGGUGACGGGAGUGACGGCAGUAGCGCAGAAGACAGUGGAAGGAGCAGGCAAUAUUGCUGCAGCCACUGGCUUAGUCAAGAAGGAUCAGUUGGCCAAACAGAAUGAAGAAGGAAUCUCGCAGGAAGGAAUGAUGGAUAAUACAGAUAUGCCAGUGGACCCAGAUAAUGAGGCGUAUGAAAUGCCUCCUGAGGAAGAGUAUCAAGAUUAUGAACCUGAAGCAUGAAAAUCUCUUCCCUCUUUCUAUCUUCUGAAAUCUACUAACAAAGACGUCCUGUACAAGUGCUGAGUUCCAAUGUGCCCAGUUGUAAACUUUUUUUUUUUAUUUUUACAGUUUUUACAGUGUAUUUUGAAGUCUUCCAUCAGCAAUGAUUGGAGUGUCUGGGUCUGCACCCAGCUUUCAUUCCAGUGAUUCCCUCCCACUGAAAUGAACAACUGGGUGGCAGGGCCAUUGUCGUGCUGUGGAUAUUGUGGCUUCAAGUUUUAAAAGUAAAAAAAAAAAAAAAAA
Terrapene triunguis (Three-toed box turtle) is the source of this 897-nucleotide messenger RNA. It is a transcript of the gene SNCA, whose product is annotated as synuclein alpha. Gene Ontology annotation, molecular function: cuprous ion binding. The transcript has 6 exons. The coding region runs from base 184 to 615 and encodes 143 amino acids. Gene Ontology annotation, cellular component: neuronal cell body; cytoplasm; axon terminus. Gene Ontology annotation, biological process: synapse organization; synaptic vesicle endocytosis; chemical synaptic transmission. The record is from RefSeq and is a predicted model, not a curated record. NCBI's taxonomy places the organism in Eukaryota, Metazoa, Chordata, Testudines, Emydidae.